Molecule: messenger RNA, 526 nt
Organism: Eruca vesicaria subsp. sativa (arugula)
Lineage: Eukaryota; Viridiplantae; Streptophyta; Magnoliopsida; Brassicales; Brassicaceae
Source: the annotation of a GenBank genome assembly
CUAUAAGCAAACAAGAGAAGUAUUUAAUCAUCUGGAAAAAAAAAUAGCACAGGCGAUUAUGAAGCCUUCUUUACAAGGAGAGCUUGAGGUAGAUGUUGAGAUCAAAGCUCCGCCAACAAAAUUCUAUCACAUGCUCACAGCUCCACAAGAUAUGACUAAAGCCACUCCUGACUUCCUCCAGGGAUAUAGUGUGAAAGAGGGAGAUGUGGGCAGCGUUGGCAAUCUCAUCACCUGGAAUUAUGUUCUUGAUGGGAAGCCACAGGUGGUCACUGAGAGGAUCGAGGCAAUGGAUCCAAAGAAUAAUAUGAUACAGUUUAGAGAGAUAGAGGGAGAUCUGAUGAAAGAAUUAACGAGCUUACUGUUCACGAUCCAUGUGAACCCAAAGCAAGGAGGAUCUGGAGGUGUGGUGAAAUGGCACAUGGCAUACGAGAGGAUUAACGAAAACGUGGCUCAUCCGGAGAAUCUGCUCCAAAUGUGUGUCAAAAUGUCCAAAGACAUGGACGAAAUGCUUUUGUCUAUGGAAUAG